This is a messenger RNA of Electrophorus electricus (electric eel), 3752 nucleotides long. RefSeq names its product CSE1 chromosome segregation 1-like (yeast) (gene cse1l). Lineage: Eukaryota; Metazoa; Chordata; Actinopteri; Gymnotiformes; Gymnotidae. Gene Ontology annotation, biological process: protein import into nucleus; protein export from nucleus. Gene Ontology annotation, molecular function: small GTPase binding; nuclear export signal receptor activity. Gene Ontology annotation, cellular component: nuclear envelope; cytosol. The record is from RefSeq and is a predicted model, not a curated record.
UUUAAGUCGUGACCGCGUAGUUGUUGGAGACAUUUGAAAACGGCUGAAGUUCUCCGCCGGGCAUUAGAGCGCUUAUACGAGACUCACUGGUCUAGCUACCAUGGAGCUAAAUGACGCCAACCUCCAUACUCUGACUGAGUACUUGCAGAAAACACUAAGCCCGGAUCCCCUCGUCAGACGGCCAGCUGAGAAGUUUCUAGAAUCGGUGGAGGGGAAUCAGAACUACCCUAUUUUGCUGCUCACUGCACUGGAGAAAUCCCAGGACGACGUUAUCCGUGUGUGCGCUGCAGUCACCUUCAAGAAUUACAUAAAGAGGAACUGGCGUAUAGUUGAAGAUGAACCAAACAAAAUUUCAGACCCUGACCGGACAGCUGUCAAAGCCAACAUUGUAAAUUUGAUGCUGACCAGUCCAGAGCAAAUACAGAAACAGCUCAGCGACGCCAUUAGUAUCAUUGGCAGAGAAGACUUCCCUCAGAAGUGGCCUGACCUGCUGACUGAAAUGGUGACGCGCUUCCAGAGCGGAGACUUCCACAUCAUCAAUGGCGUGCUCCGCACUGCUCACUCGCUUUUUAAAAGGUAUCGGCAUGAAUUCAAGUCCAAUGAGCUGUGGAUGGAGAUCAAACUGGUGCUGGAUACUUUCGCUCAGCCGCUGACUGAGCUCUUCAAGGCCACGAUUGACCUGUGUCAAACUCACGCCACAGACAUCAAUGCCCUGAAGGUCCUCUUCUCCUCCCUCACGCUCAUUUCCAAGCUUUUUUACAGUCUCAACUUCCAGGAUCUUCCAGAGUUCUUUGAGGACAAUAUGGAGACUUGGAUGACACAUUUCCACAAUUUGUUAACCUUGGAUAACAAGCUUUUACAGACUGAAGAUGAGGAGGAGGCAGGCCUCCUGGAGUUGCUGAAGUCUCAGAUCUGCGACAACGCUGCACUCUACGCCCAGAAGUACGACGAAGAGUUCCAGCCCUACCUUCCACGCUUCGUCACGGCCAUCUGGAACCUGCUGGUCACCACAGGGCAGGAGGUGAAAUAUGACCUGCUAGUGAGCAACGCCAUUCAGUUCCUGGCAUCCGUGUGUGAGAGGCCGCACUACAAGCAUCUGUUCGAAGACCAGAACACGCUCACCAGCAUCUGCGAGAAGGUCAUCGUCCCCAACAUGGAGUUCAGAAGUGCGGAUGAAGAAGCGUUUGAGGAUAACUCUGAAGAGUAUAUUAUAAGAGACCUUGAAGGAUCAGAUAUCGACACCAGACGAAGGGCAGCGUGCGACCUGGUCCGAGGCCUCUGCAGGUUCUUCGAGGGUCCGGUGACGGCCAUCUUCUCCGGCUAUGUGAACUCCAUGCUGAAUGAGUACGCCAAGAACCCCGCUGCAAACUGGAAGCAUAAAGACUCCGCCAUCUACCUAGUCACGUCACUGGCCUCCAAGGCUCAGACGCAGAAGCACGGCAUAACGCAGGCCAAUGAGCUCGUAAACCUGACAGAGUUCUUUGUGAGCCACAUUCUGCCGGACCUGAGGUCUCCCAGCGUGAACGAGUUUCCAGUCCUGAAAGCAGAUGCUGUCAAGUACGUCAUGACCUUCAGAAGCCAGCUUCCCAAGGAGCAGCUGCUGGAGACGGUGCCCCUGCUCGUGGCUCACCUGCGGGCGGAGAGCACGGUUCAGCACACUUACACCGCCCAUGCCCUGGAGCGCCUCUUCACCAUGAGGGGACCCAACAACUCCACCCUGUUUUCUGCUACAGAGAUUGCCCCUUUCACUGAACAGCUCCUCAACAACCUGUUCAAUGCUCUGGCAAUACCAGGCUCAUCUGAGAAUGAGUACAUCAUGAAAGCCAUCAUGCGGAGCUUCUCCCUGCUGCAGGAAACCAUCGUGCCCUACAUCCCAACCCUGAUUGGCCAGCUCACACACAAGCUCCUCCUAGUUAGCAAGAACCCCAGCAAGCCCCAUUUCAACCACUACCUGUUUGAGUCCCUGUGCUUGUCCAUCCGGAUCACGUGCAAGGCCAACCCAGCCAGCGUGCUCAGCUUCGAGGAAGCCCUUUUUCCUGUCUUCACCGAGAUCCUCCAGAGUGAUGUGCAGGAGUUUGUGCCAUACGUGUUCCAGGUGAUGUCUCUCCUACUGGAGAUCCACACCAGCUCCAUCCCCUCCUCCUACAUGGCCCUCUUCCCCCACCUGCUUCAACCCGUGCUGUGGGAGCGCACGGGCAACAUCCCACCACUGGUGCGACUGCUACAGGCCUACCUGGAGAAGGGCGGGACCACCAUCGCCGGCUCCGCCCCGGACAAGAUUCCCGGCCUGCUCGGAGUGUUCCAGAAGCUCAUUGCCUCCAAGGCCAACGACCACCAGGGCUUCUACCUGCUCAACAGCGUUGUGGAGCACAUGCCGCCUGAAUCCAUUGGUCAGUAUAGGAAGCAGAUCUUUAUCUUGCUCUUCCAGAGACUUCAGAGCUCCAAGACGACCAAGUUCAUUAAAAGUUUCUUAGUCUUCGUGAACCUCUAUUGUGUGAAAUAUGGGGCAAUCGCCUUGCAGGAGAUAUUUGAUGACAUCCAGCCAAAGAUGUUUGGCAUGGUUCUGGAGAAGAUCGUGAUCCCAGAGGUGCAGAAAGUGUCCGGGCAGGUGGAGAAGAAGAUCUGUGCCGUGGGCAUCACAAAGAUCCUCACCGAGUGCCCAGCGAUGAUGGACACGGAGUACACCAAGCUGUGGCCUCUGGUGCUGCAGGCUCUCAUCGGUCUGUUUGAACUGCCGGAAGACGACAGCAUUCCAGAUGACGAGCACUUCAUCGAUAUCGAGGACACGCCCGGAUACCAGACGGCGUUCUCUCAGCUGGCCUUCGCCGGCAAGAAGGAGCAUGAUCCGAUCGGAGACGCCGUCAGCAACCCCAAAAUACUGCUGGCCCAGUCUUUACAUAAACUCUCCACAGCCUGCCCUGGAAGGGUGCCCUCAAUGCUGAGCACGAGUCUGAACGCCGAGGCUCUCCAGUUCCUGCAGGGCUAUCUCCAGGCAGCAUCAGUGCAGCUCGUCUAAAGGGGGCACUCGCGUUUUCUCUUGGGGUGGUGCUGGAGGCCCUCUUCCUGGAGACUGUCCGCAUGCUGCGGGGGAACGGGGAUUUGCUGUCGAGAUUGGGACUGACGUACCCGGAACUUCACCAACCAACAGACGACCCGUUGACUUGAUCUCUCACACACAAGUGACCACAGAGUUGCCCGAUGUUAUGCAGUAAUCCGUAUAACGGAAUUUUUAAGGAAAUGGAUUUCCUUCAUUUUAAAGUGGGGGAAAAUGAGAGGAGAAUAGCAAAGUUGACCUACAUGGAAGGGUUGUCAGUUAGGUGGCCAGUAUUCAGCUGCCACUGUGCUCAGUUGAGUUUGAGCCAAUGCUGCUUCUGCACUCUGAUUUUCGAGCUAGCGCUUUGAUAUAACUUCUUGAAUCUGUUCUUGGUCUACUGGCACUUAAUCCAAGCAAAAGAAACCUCCAUUACCUGUGUUGACGACAGUAUUUUGGAGCAAAAAUGACACACCGGACAAACAUUCGACAGCUUGAGUUGGCGGACAUUUGGUAUCACAAAGGAAGGGGAAGCGUUUUGGUUUUCUUUUUUCUGUACUAGUUUUACUGUAUGAGGGCUGAUGUCCUAAAAGCAGACGCCCCUCCAAGCCUCACGCCCGCGGUCCUCCCCUCCUCCCUUGUUGCAUGUAUCAGUGUGUUGUCUUUGUCUGGUCUUACUUUUAAGGCUUUGUCUAAUUGUUAAUAAAGAGAGGCACUUCUA